UGGCGAAUCUGCGGCUCCGGAGCGCUUCAGCGUCGCUUCGCUCCCAUUGUGGCCGCAGAGGUCGCGUGUUUCCCGGCGCGUGCAGCAGGACGUCGGCGGGGGGAGAUGUUGGCACUGCGGUGCAUCAUGGGUGAUCUCCGUGGAGGAGGACGCCUCCUGAGGAACCUCCACAGGACGCCGGUGUGUCCAGAGGGGCGGCAGGUCCAGCUGAGCAGGUCCCGCCCUCAGAGGACGCACACCCGGCUCCUGUCUGGCGGUCCGGGCUCGUCGGGCGCCAGACUGAAGCUGAGGGUGCGGCUGGCGGUCACGCUGCUGUUCGGCAGCGGGCUGAUCGGCGCGUGGUGGUACGUCUACACGGAGAAGCAGCAGAAGCUGCAGCGGCAGCGCCUGGAGCAGCUGCGGCAGGUGGCGCUGGGCCAGGGCACCUUCAGCCUGCUGGACCACCGGGGGCGGCGGCGCACCAAGCAGGACUUCCUGGGCCGCUGGGUGCUGCUGUACUUCGGCUUCACGCACUGUCCCGACAUCUGCCCCGACGAGCUGGACAAGAUGAGCGCCGUGGUGGCGGCGCUGGACGGCGACGCCUCGCUGCCGCCGGUGCAGCCGCUCUUCAUCACCGUGGACCCGGAGAGGGACGACGUGCCGGCGCUCGCCCGCUACGUCAAGGACUUCCACCCCCGCCUCGUCGGGCUGACGGGGACGCCCGAGGAGGUGAAACACGCGGGGCGGGACUACAGGGUGUACGCCAACCCCGGGCCGAAGGACGAGGACGGGGACUACAUCGUGGACCACACCAUCCUGAUCUACCUGGUCAGUCCCGACGGACUCUUCCUGGAUUACUACAACCGCAUGAAGAGCCAGGAGCAGAUCGUGGAGAGCGUCCGGAACCACAUCAAGAACCACGUGGCGCUGAACCAGAGCCGCGCCGCGGUCUGACCCAGAACCGGCUCCGGAACGCCGCUGGAGUGUUUCUCUGUGAAAUGAACUGAUGAAUAAAUGAAAA
Molecule: messenger RNA, 1000 nt
Organism: Salarias fasciatus (jewelled blenny)
Lineage: Eukaryota; Metazoa; Chordata; Actinopteri; Blenniiformes; Blenniidae
Gene: sco2
Product: synthesis of cytochrome C oxidase 2
Exons: 2
Coding region: 106-933 (275 amino acids)
Biological process (GO): mitochondrial respiratory chain complex IV assembly
Source: RefSeq, a predicted model, not a curated record